GACAAGAUGGCCGUCUGUUGUUAGUUUCUAGCAUUUUCUAUCUGUCAAGGAUUAAUAUUUAUCCAUAACACAAACUUAUUUUCGUUUUUCAAAAAGGAUAAUAAUAAAAACAGCAAAAUGUCGUAUAUGUUAGGUCAUUUGCAUAAUGGGUGGCAAGUGGAUCAAGCAAUUCUAUCCGAAGAAGACAGAGUUGUGGUAAUUCGUUUCGGGCACGAUUGGGACCCAACAUGUAUGAAAAUGGACGAAGUAUUAUACAGUAUUGCCGAGAAAGUGAAAAACUUUGCUGUUUUGUAUUUAGUUGAUAUUACAGAAGUUCCAGACUUCAACAAAAUGUAUGAAUUAUAUGACCCGUGUACUGUAAUGUUUUUCUUCAGGAAUAAACAUAUAAUGAUAGAUUUGGGAACUGGUAACAACAAUAAAAUUAAUUGGACCUUAGAAGAUAAACAAGAAAUGAUUGAUAUUAUUGAGACAGUUUAUAGAGGAGCUAGAAAGGGUCGAGGUUUAGUCGUUUCUCCUAAAGAUUACUCUACUAAAUAUAGAUAUUAAUUUACUGUUAAAUGGGAAUUGAAGUACUAAAUAUGAUCUUACGAAGAAUUUAAGUUUAGUAGUGAUA
Molecule: messenger RNA, 613 nt
Organism: Ctenocephalides felis (cat flea)
Lineage: Eukaryota; Metazoa; Arthropoda; Insecta; Siphonaptera; Pulicidae
Gene: Dim1
Product: thioredoxin-like protein 4A
Exons: 3
Coding region: 118-546 (142 amino acids)
Biological process (GO): mRNA splicing, via spliceosome
Cellular component (GO): spliceosomal complex; U5 snRNP; U4/U6 x U5 tri-snRNP complex
Source: RefSeq, a predicted model, not a curated record